AUGUAUGUAAAUCAUGAGAUUGACAUUGUCAUUUUUGCUGAUAAUGAUUUAAUAUUAGUUGUAGCAACUGUGGAAGGUGCUGGUGAUGGUAAUGAAGGUGGUGAUAUUGCUGGUAGUAAAGGGGGUGAACGUGUUGCAGGUUUAAAUGAAGACAGUAUUAAGGUUACUAGCAGUGAAUGUGGUGAGGGUGGUGAAGGUUUAGGUGGGGAGGGUGUUGAGUUGUUGGAAGUAAAGAUGGUAAGGGUGGUGAGGAAGGGUGCUAAGGUAACUAGCAGUAAAGGUGGUGAGGGUACUGAGGUUGCUAACAGUAAAGGUGGUGAGGGUGCUGAGGUUGAAAGUGGUGAAGAUGGUAAGGGUGCUGAAGGUUUAAAUAGGGAUGGUGCUAAAGGUACUGAGGUUGCUGGUAGUAAAGGUGGUAAGGGUGUUGAAGGUCUAAGUGGGGAUGGUGUUGAGGUUUCUAGCAGUCAAUAUGGUGAGAGUGGUGAAGGCAGUGAGGGUAUUGAGGUCGCUGGCAGUCAAGGUGGUGAAGGUGGUGAAAGUAGUGUGGGUUUUAAAGGUUUAGAUGGUUUAGAUGCAUCUUUUGAAAGGUUAGAAGAGGGUGAUAAAGGUUUAAAUAGUAGUGUUGAAGAAGAUAGUGAGGAGGGGUUAAGGAUGAAAGUGAUUGUGGUUCAGAGGAUGAGAAUUUUUAUUUGA
Messenger RNA from Gossypium arboreum, 693 nucleotides. RefSeq lists its product as uncharacterized. The record is from RefSeq and is a predicted model, not a curated record. The coding region runs from base 1 to 693 and encodes 230 amino acids. The transcript has 2 exons. Lineage: Eukaryota; Viridiplantae; Streptophyta; Magnoliopsida; Malvales; Malvaceae.